Molecule: messenger RNA, 4146 nt
Organism: Podospora anserina S mat+
Lineage: Eukaryota; Fungi; Ascomycota; Sordariomycetes; Sordariales; Podosporaceae
Exons: 1
Coding region: 1-4146 (1381 amino acids)
Source: RefSeq, a predicted model, not a curated record
AUGGCAAGCAACGCACGCUACCCGCGGAGUAACGCCCGCCGACAAAGUGGAAAUGGAAACCGCGGAUGGAUGUGGCAGAACAAGCCCUCUAACAGCAGCAACAACGGCCGCGAUGACGAGGAAGACGAUUGCCCCCCUCGACCCAACAACAAUAAAACCUAUGUCUCGCUCAUUUCCGACGACGAAGACGAGGAGGAGGAGGACGGUAAGGCCGCUUCCCAGAAAAGAAACGUUAGUUACGUCGACACCCCCAACACUAGUCCAGCCACGAAGAGAAUUGCUUCCUCGUCUGUUUCCCGGACCGAUCGAACUCCCUUCGCUGCUGCCAGCGCUGCACUUCCUGCCAGUGGUUUUCGGACGCCUCCUGCCCCGUUUCACCAGAACGACACAGUUACCCAGCUGGCUGCACGGGUACAUGAGACGCAAGAUGAAAAUGAGAAGUUGAGGGUGAGGAUGGCUAAUUUCGGGAUGAUCACGGCGAAGAAGGAUGCAGAGAUAGCCUCGCUCCGCGCGAUCAUUGAAGAGAACCGGCAAACGGCCGCGAAGAAUUCUUCAACUGGUAUCGGGCCGGUCCAGCAAAAUGCCAACGGGCAGCAGCAAGCUUCGCAAGGACCAGCUAAGCCAUGCACCAGCUGCGGUGGUACCGAUACGCUCAAGCGAGAGGUCGCCGACUUCACAGUCAAUCUCGCCAAGGCGAGGAGCACUGUCGUCCACCAGCACGACGAGAUCAAGGAACUCAGGGAGGAAGUCAAGACUAACAAGGCAGCUCUCGUUGAGGAGCGUGCUGCGGUAGCCCAGCACAAGAUUAGUAUCGACCAGCUUACUCUCAACCUGGAGGCUGAGCAAGCGACCGUAAAGAAUCUCCACACGACCCUAGCCGAGAAUCAGGUUACCAUCGACAAUUUGAACCAGCAGCUCGCCGCACAGAGUCAGGAGCUUACCUCGAAAAAACAAGAGCUGGAUGCGCAGCGCCAAUGGUGCUCUACCCAGGGCACAGAGCUUUCUGAAGCCCGAGCUACCAUCGCGGAUCUCAAGAGCCAACUCGCCUACAAACAACACGAGCUGGAAGUCGCCCGAUCACAAUCGGAGGAAGACAAGACCUCCAUGGCUGAGCUCAACAUUGCCAUUGAAGACUUCAAAAAGCAAGUGGCUAACGGCCAGGCGUCCCUCGACAAUGCUCGCACCACCCUCUUUGUCAACGGCACAAUCAUGCAGGAUCUGAAAGACCAGGUCGUCGCUACCAGCGAGAGCGACAGCUCUGGAGGCGCAAACAAGGACAAGAACAAGCUUCCGGACCUUGAGGCAGAGUCACUGAGGGUCAGACUUAAAGACUCUGAGCACGAGAUUGAGACUCUGAAGCAACGGCUCGACAAGGCUGAGAAGGAGUGCGAGGGGUUCCGGACUAAUUACUACAAAGACCAGCAAGAAAAGAAGAAUUUUGGAAGUAAUCUCAGGUCUGUCUGGGAGAAGGAGGACGAGGCCAACGCACGCGUCGAAGGUUUGGAGGAGGAACUGGCUCGUCAACAGCGGCAACUUGUUGAGUCAGAGGCUGAGUUGAGACAGCAGCAAGAGAGGGCUGGUGAGUGUGAAGCGAGACUUGAACAACAGAGACAAGCCUUUGAUCAAGAAAAGGAAAUGAUGGAGACCGUGAUCGCGAGUCUCGAAGACGAGUUGACCCGCCUCAGGUCUGAAGCAGCACCCGAGAUGGAGACACUGAAAGCCACUCUCCAGAGCGUCAAUGAGCAGCUUUCUCGCGUUCAAUCAGAGAGAGACGAGGCUGUCAAAGAUGCGAAUGGGCACAGAGACAUGUACCAACGCCAGGCUGGCAAGCUUGAGUCGUCAAAAAAGGCAUCUGACAUGUCUCGCGCUUACGUCACAUCGCUCAAGAACCAACUCGCCACCAAGGGUGAGCAAAUCGCCCAUCUCGAAGAGAAAGUCAAGGAUCUCGAAGUUGAACUCGCCGCCUGCCAAAACUGGGCGAUUGAGGGCGAGGCGCAGAGGGUGCAAGCGCAGGAGGAGCUUCAGAGGCACAAGGCGCAGGAUGACAAGAAUCUGGAGACGAUCAAGCAGAAUGAGGCAACCAUUAUCCAGCUCGACACAGAAGUGGCUGGUCAGUCACAAACCAUACAGGCAAUGCAAGCUACCAUUGCCGAGCUCCAAGCCCAGCUACAUCCCGGCAAUAGACCCGGCAACCAAGCCGCUAUCCAAUCCCAUACCGCCCAUCUCGAGAGUCAGAUCCAGCAGAAAGAUAUGGAGUUGGCCUCAGCCAAGGAGCAACUCGACCGGCUCUUCAACCAAUACAACGACCUCACCCACGAGCGGGCGAAACUGGCGGAGAGUAACAAGACAUUGUGUACGCAUAUGAACAAGCUAGGCGCGGAAAGGGACCAGGCGUUGCAUACUCUCGAAGCAACCAAGGCCGCGCUGCUUCAGGCUGAAGACGACGCCGACUUUUUCAGAAGACGGGAGAAGGCCCUUGAGGAAGGGGACGACCCGGAAUUUGCGCACAUGGAGAGCGAAUGGGCGCCUAAACUUAGGGAUGCCAAGGCUCAACAUGAGGAGGCGUCCAGGGAGUUGGAGAGAUGUCGGCAGAAGGUUGAGGAGUUGCAGAUACAGUUACAGACUGUCUCUCGGCAAAAGAAUGAGACACUCCGGCAACUGGAAUCCAGCAGAGGGCAGUUGGCUAAGUUUCAGCUCACCGUGGAAGACCUGAACAGCCAGUUGUCCAAGGCAGCGGAGGGCUGCAUGGACCCAGCCGUGUUGUCCAACUUGAUGGAAGCGGGGAGCACGAUCGACCCAGUGGUCAAAGACAUGCUGCAAAAGGCCAGAGAGAUCCAGUCCGCUGGUGACAUCCCCAGAAAAGAUGGAAAUGGAGUUUCUUCCAUGUUUGUUGACCCUCUCCUUUGUCUCUUUGGUUUGUAUUUAUUCUUUGCUAACUUCCUCUGCUCCAGGGAACCCACUGCAGAUGUGGCCAUAGUCCUCCCCAUGGCCCUCCGAGCUGAGCCGUUUCCAGAUUGCAAACUCAAGUCUCUGAAGAAAGAAGGCCUCUACAAAAUGAUUAGAGACCUAGAAGCAGAGCACGAGAGGAUUGAUGACGCGAUCCGGGCUCUCAUCAUGCGUGUCAGGGCUGAAAAGAUCAAAACGGCGGCGCUGGAGAAGGAGGUGAGGGUGUGGAAGGCGAUCUCAACGACAAAGGACAUGCUGAUUGACCAAGCUACGGCGCGGCUUCUUGGUUCCCCUCAUGGAGCGGAGAUCAAGGAUCAUGCCGACUUUGGCUUCGACCUCGACUUUAACGAGCGGUCCCCAAAACCGGAACUCGACGUAGAAAUGAUAGACGUCAUGCCUCCUCGAAAGUCGUUGGUCAUGACAUUUGGCCCAACCCGGAAGGGGUACCAGUGCUGGAAGGGCGACGACCUCCCUGGCUACGAUCGUUUGGACGUCGAUGCCAGCAAACAGGACCGGCUCGGAUACUUGACCGGCAAGGGGAAAAGCAUCGUCAAGUACCUCGAAGAUCGUGGUUGCCCUCCGCAUCCAGAGGUUCCUGGUCCGUCUCCUGGCCCUAUAAUGGUCUCGGCUCCUCAUUCUGAGGCCAGCAUGGACAUUGACGACGAAGAAACCGGCUCGCGCUACACCGCCAGUGAAACAGCCUCCUCUCCGCUCCGACCAUUGGCACCUUCGUUGCGUUCGUCAAGCUCUCACCCCUCCCCAGCUUCGCUACCACCUGUGGAAUUGGGCGUUGCUCGCCGCGGUGGUGCUUCCUCCAUCCAUUAUGAGCCACCAAGCACCCCGAGCAGCACCCAAUCCUACACCAGCGCCGUGUACCCUGCCCCGACCUCCACUCCAUCCCAUCGAGGGUUUCCAAGAGGGAGAUACACCGCCAGCAGGUUCAGACCAUCCUCCGCUCCGGCGUUCGCCGAACCAAGCUAUCCUCCCCGUCGCACGUCUGCGCCCACUAGCACUCCUCAGAGUUGGGCUGCUGGUGAUUUUGUCGAGCAAGACGACAUCGAUAUGGAGGUCUUGGGGUCGGGCUUUACCAUGGAGAGUAUCGAACAGCCCGAGGAGCUAGAGCCAGAGCCUCCGACGGACAAGGGGAAAGGGAAGGAGAGGAGGGGGUCCGGAUCGGCAGAGGGGUAUGGGGUUGAUUAA